ACGACGUCAGAUGAAAGUAUAAAGGAGCGUGAGCAUUCCACAUCUCUUGCCAGUAUCAGUCCUCUCAUCGUUCAGCUUCACAUAGCCAGCUCAAAACUCCACCAUUCGACACAGUCCUCACAGCCUCUCGAUACUUCACACAUUCUCUUCUAAAGAUCUCCAAGUCCAACCAUUUCCACCACCAACAUGAAGGCCUCUAUCACUGCCAUGGCUAUCUGCUUCGCCGUCUCCGCUAGUGCCGACUUCCUCAUCUAUGUCGGUCAAUCGGCCACCUACGUUGAACCGAGCGUACCCUCGCUCGGGAUCUCUACUUGUUCAACGGUCCUCCCGACUGCAUGGUGUUAAGAACUACGUCGCGAUUGCCCAGCAAGGCAACAACGAUGCUAGCAAGGAACUCUACGCCGCCGACACGAACAAGGACGGAACGUACAAACGACUAGAAAUCUACGACGGGGGAGAUCAAGCAGUCACCAGCGCAGCUUAUGGGCAUAUCACGCUGUACCCGAACCCCGCUGGAGACGGAUUGUUUGAUGUACACGUCAAAUCACUGGAUGGUCUCGACGGCAGUAUUGUUGGCACUUGCCUAGUACCUGCCGAUGCGGACGAUUACGAUUGUGGAGAUGCACUGGGAGGUUACAAUGGCGUCCAGAAAUUCACUUGCACCAUCUCGGGCGUCGCAGCCACAGGUAGUAACUGAGCACUGCCUAUGAUCAAAUGGCUUGUGAGAGAAGGAAGUUCGAGUUUGAAAUGAAGUUGCAGGAGGCCGGGGUAGACGCGUGUGCUUUAGGAGGUUGAUCGAAACUUGUAUAUGGACACUUUCAGGGCUUUUGUAUAUAUUCACAUGAUGAAAGAAUGUCAUUUAUAGAAUCUGCUUCCC
Molecule: messenger RNA, 877 nt
Organism: Mytilinidion resinicola
Lineage: Eukaryota; Fungi; Ascomycota; Dothideomycetes; Mytilinidiales; Mytilinidiaceae
Exons: 2
Coding region: 254-697 (147 amino acids)
Source: RefSeq, a predicted model, not a curated record